AUGACACUCACCAUCAUCGUCGGCGGAGGAACAGCCGGCCUCGCAAUCGCAGCUCGCCUCGCCCCUCACUUCACCGUCGCCGUGAUCGAGGCCGGCGGCAGCUACCAGGCCGACACGGGGAAUCAGAGCGUCGUGCCCUACUACGCGCUGAGCCUGCCCGUCCUCGGGACCGACCCGGCCACGUACCAGCGCGAGCCCCUGGUCGACUGGGACCUGGUCUCGGUGCCGCAGCAGGGCGCGGGCGGGCGGCCGGUCCACUACGCCCGCGGCAAGACGCUCGGGGGCAGCUCGGCGCUCAACACGCUGGCGUACGUGCGCGCGUCCAGGGGCGCGCACGACCGGUGGGCGGACGAGGCCGGCGACGGGAGCUACCGCUGGGACGGCGUGCUGCCCUUCUUCCGCGCGGGCUGCCGCUUCACGCCGCCCGACCUGGAGAAGCGCAACGCGGCGAACGCGACGCCGACUUGGGACCCGGACGCGUUCGGCGGUGAUGAUGGUGAUGGUGAUGCUGCUGCUUCUGCUUCCGCGUCGGGGCCGCUGCAGGUGUCCUUUGGCAACUGGGUCGACCCUACCACCUCAUGGCUCGCGCUGGGGUUGCAAGCCAUUGGCAUGCCGAUUGCUCCCAAAGGCUUGAACAGCGGAUAUCUGGCUGGAUUGGGCGGCUGGACCACGUCUACGAUCGACCCGCGAGACGCCAGUCGCUCGUCGUCUCAGACGAGUUAUCUGCAGGAGGCGGUCCGGGAGACCAAUAUCACCGUGUACUCACACACGCAGGCAACCAAGAUUCUAUUCGUGCAAGGAAAAGCUAUGGGGGUAUCUGUAGAUACUCAGGGGUCGGAACACACGCUGAGUGCUGGGAGAGAAGUCAUCCUCUCAGGGGGUGUUUUCCAUUCCCCACAGCUUUUGAUGGUCUCGGGUAUUGGGCCCAGUGAAAUCCUCCAGUCUUAUGGGAUACCGGUCAUUAGCGACCUCCCCGGCGUAGGCCAGAACCUCUGGGACCAAGUAAGCUUCAACGUCCUGCAAGGCGUGAACACACCCACAGGGGGCACGUUCGUCGAUUCACCUGAUCCAUCCAUCAGACAAGCCACCCUAGCAGACUAUCACAACGAUCAAGCCGGACCAUACAGCCAGGCGGGGGGCUACUUUUCCUUCGAGAAGAUACCCGAUUCGCUACGCAGCAACUUCUCCCAGGCCACCGAGGAAAAGCUCGGCACUUUCCCGCCAGACUGGCCCGAGGUGCAGUACAUCCCCUUCGGCUUCGUGGCCUCAAACUCAACCAUCGGCAUUGUUAGCGCCACCCUGACGGCGCCCCUGUCCCGAGGCAACGUCUCUAUCAGCUCCGCAAGCAUGAAGGACGCCCCCAUCAUCGACCUGGGCUGGCUCACGGACCCAGCCGACGCCGAGGUCGCCGUGGCGGCGCUCAGGCGGUGCCGCGAGGCCUGGGCCGACCCGUCUCUGGACCCCGUCCGCGUCGGGCCGGAAAUCGCGCCGGGCGCGGAUGCGGUGACGGACGAGCAGAUCCUGGCGUACAUCCGCCAGACGGCGUCGACCGUGUGGCACGCGAGCGGCACCUGCAAGAUGGGCAAGGGCGGUGCUGCAGACCCAAUGGCCGUGGUCGAUUCCCAGGCGAGGGUGUUUGGCGUUGAGGGCCUGCGCGUGGUGGACGCCAGCGCGUUCCCUUUUGCCAUCCCGGCGAACCCGCAGAGCACCGUGUACAUGCUUGCUGAGAAGAUUGCAGACGCUAUACUGCGUGGUCAAUGA
Diaporthe amygdali is the source of this 1761-nucleotide messenger RNA. RefSeq lists its product as uncharacterized. Bases 1 to 1761 code for a protein of 586 amino acids. The record is from RefSeq and is a predicted model, not a curated record. Lineage: Eukaryota; Fungi; Ascomycota; Sordariomycetes; Diaporthales; Diaporthaceae. The transcript is spliced from 3 exons. Gene Ontology annotation, molecular function: flavin adenine dinucleotide binding; oxidoreductase activity, acting on CH-OH group of donors. Gene Ontology annotation, biological process: secondary metabolite biosynthetic process.